AUGAAAAUUCAUGAAGAAGAGUCAAAUUCCGUUUCAGAAAUUUCCAACAACCCCUGGUUUGAACUAAAAAAUAAAGCCUGGAGUUGGGUCACCGAUCAAUGUAUAUUCAAUCCAUUAAUUCUCAAAUCAGAGUAUUUCCAUGCACAAUCGCGAUAUGAAAAAAAGAACAAGUGGUUUGAUAUGGAAAAAACAGACAAUGUUUUUGCAGAUUUCUUCUGGUAUUUUAGUUGA
This is a messenger RNA of Clunio marinus, 231 nucleotides long. The record is from the annotation of a GenBank genome assembly. Lineage: Eukaryota; Metazoa; Arthropoda; Insecta; Diptera; Chironomidae.